AUGACCGACGUGAAGACCCAAGACGGGCCGGCGGGAGAGGUCGCCUCCGCCGCCGAGAACACCGCGCCGGACUCCACGGUGGAGCUGAAGCGGAAGAUCACGCUGCUGAACGGCGUCACGAUCAUCGUCGGCACCAUCAUCGGCUCGGGCAUCUUCGUGUCGCCGAAGGGGGUCCUGGAGAACGCCGGAUCGGUGGGGCUCUCGCUGGUGGUGUGGUCGCUGUGCGGGGUGUUCUCCACCGUAGGCGCGCUGUGCUACGCCGAGCUCGGCACCUGCAUCACCAAGUCCGGCGGAGACUACGCCUACAUCCUGGAGGUGUUCGGACCGCUGCCGGCCUUCCUCAGGCUGUGGAUAGCGCUCCUUAUCAUCAGACCGACGUCCCAGGCUAUCGUUGCCCUGACGUUUGCUGAGUACAUCUGCCAGCCCUUCUUCCCCGGAUGUGACCCUCCUGAAGCUGCCGUGCGCAUGCUCGCAGCCGUCUGUCUGACAAUCCUGACGGCGAUAAACUGCGGGAAGGUGCGGUGGGCCACACGGGUGAUGGACCUGUUCACCGCCGCCAAGCUGCUGGCGCUCGCCCUGAUCAUCGGGCUCGGGGUCAUGCAGCUCGCCAAGGGUGAGACGGAGCACCUUCAGCCCGACACGUCCUUCCGCGGCACGUCAGGCUCCGUGGGGGGUAUCGCGCUGGCCUUCUACUCCGGGCUGUUCGCUUACGGGGGCUGGAACUACCUGAACUUCGUGACAGAGGAGAUGAAGAAUCCGUACAGGAACCUACCGCGGGCCAUCGUGAUCUCCCUGCCCCUGGUGACCAUAGUGUACAUCCUGGCUAACGUGGCCUACUUCACCACUCUGUCUCCGGAGGAACUGCUCAAGUCAAACGCCGUGGCCGUGACAUAUGGAGACCGUCUGCUCGGGGUGGCGAACUGGAUUAUUCCCGUCUUCGUCGCCAUGUCAACUUUCGGGGGCGUCAACGGAUCGCUCUUCACGUCAUCACGGUUGUUCUUCGUGGGGGCGCGCGAGGGUCACCUGCCCGACAUCCUGGCGAUGAUCCACGUCAGACGCUUCACUCCCGUCCCCUCACUCAUCUUCACGUGCCUGAUGUCCCUGGUGAUGUUGGUGUCGGGGGACAUCUUCGACCUGAUCAACUACUUCAGCUUCUUCAACUGGCUCUGUGUGGGCAUCGCCAUCAUCGGGCAGCUCAUUCUCCGCGUCAUGAAGCCGGAUAUGCCCCGUCCCGUCAAGGUACACCUCGCCCUCCCAAUCUUCUUCGUCCUGGCCUGCAUGUUCCUGGUCAUCGUGUCCAUCUAUGAGACGCCUAUCCAGUGCCUGGUGGGCUUCGGCAUCAUCCUAUCGGGGCUGCCGGUGUACUUCGUCGGUGUCUGGUGGAAGGCGAAGCCGAAGUGGCUCGUCGAUGGGCUCGACUCAAUGACCCGAACCUUGCAGAAAGCCCUGGAGGUGAUGCCCCAAGAGCAGGUCUCGCACACCCAGGGGUCAACGGAAGGCGGGAAGGGGCCCACAAAGGUCCCGGAUGAUGCAGACGAUCCUGACGAGGGGAUUCAAAAUGGCGGCCCGGAGGCUGACGGAAAUGACGUCAUGAUGCAGAACGUGCUCAACCGGAAGACUGGUAGGAAGGACAGGGAAAGCCCGGAUGCUGAUGACGACGUCUUUCAGAAAAUUGAAACGUAG
This is a messenger RNA of Branchiostoma floridae (Florida lancelet), 1683 nucleotides long. Its product is annotated as large neutral amino acids transporter small subunit 1-like. Gene Ontology annotation, molecular function: L-amino acid transmembrane transporter activity; neutral L-amino acid transmembrane transporter activity. The transcript is spliced from 12 exons. Bases 1 to 1683 code for a protein of 560 amino acids. Gene Ontology annotation, biological process: amino acid transmembrane transport; neutral amino acid transport. Lineage: Eukaryota; Metazoa; Chordata; Leptocardii; Amphioxiformes; Branchiostomatidae. The record is from RefSeq and is a predicted model, not a curated record. Gene Ontology annotation, cellular component: membrane.